Messenger RNA from Passer montanus (Eurasian tree sparrow), 2746 nucleotides. It is a transcript of the gene CUNH1orf115, whose product is annotated as chromosome unknown C1orf115 homolog. Lineage: Eukaryota; Metazoa; Chordata; Aves; Passeriformes; Passeridae. The record is from RefSeq and is a predicted model, not a curated record. The coding region runs from base 375 to 776 and encodes 133 amino acids. The transcript has 2 exons.
GGGCAGUGCGUGCGGUGCCACGGAAGGAUCUUCCGAGGGUCUCGCCGGCCCUCGCGGCGCCGAGGCCGAAGCAGCCCGGGCGCGAUACGGGGCUGUGCCGCCCCGUCAGCGUUCACCUGUCCCGCUGAGUUGACAGGCUCCAAUCCCGGGCUCCCGCAGCAGCUCCCGGCUUGCCGCACCAGAGCAGCGGCAGGGCCAGGGUCCUCAGCCGGGGGCACCGCUAGCCCUCGCCCGCCUGUCCCUGGCCGGGGCGCCUCUUCCCGCGGCCGUCCCGCCCCGGGGAGGGGGCAGCGGCCGCCUCCGGCCACACCUGUGGCGCAGCGGCAGAGGAAGCGCCCGGGGUCGGCGCAGACGGGUCGGCGCCCUAAGGCACCAUGACGGUGGGUGCGCGGCUGGGCGCCAAGGUGCGGGGCAGGUUCUCCCGCCGCGGGGCCGGCGACGACCAGGUCUCCAUCCUGUCCGGCGAGGAGGAGGCGGCGGCGGGGGACAGGCGCGGCGCGGGGGCCCCGCGGCCGGCGGCGCUGCAGGAGGAGGGGGAGGGAGCUGGGUGCAGGAAGGUUCGCUUCGCCGUCCUGCCCGGCUCCUACGAGCCGCUGCGCCCGCCGCGGGCUCCCGGCAAGCGGCCCUACGGGAAGCGCCUGAAGAAGUACGGAAAGAAUGUCGGGAAGGUUCUGCAGAAGGGUUGUCACUACUUGGUGGUCGGCCUGCAAGGAUUAGCAGCAGCCUAUUCUGCUCCCUUUGGAGUGUCAGCACAUGUGGCAUCCUUCGUCCGCUAGCGCAGCUCCCUGUGCCCCACAGAAGAGGACAUGAGGCCUUUGCUGCUUUCUCAGGAUUAAAUUUGAGGCCUGGAUCUGAAAAACCUCUUGGACCAACAGCCCUGAGCCCCUGCACCAGGCCCUUUCCAAGAUUGAGAGCUUUUCUCUGAAAAAAAUUCCGGUGCUCUGUAAAAUCAGAUUGGGUCAAAGAAAUGUAAGGAUGAGAAAAUAAUCUUUGAAUAAUUGAACUGAAGUUUGUUUUCAGGCAUGAGUUGGUUUUCCAGAGCUUCCUGCCGUGUGGAAGGGAGCCAAGGAUGGAUGGAAAAGCAAGUAGAUGAGGGAGAGAGAAAUGAAGGAAAACAGAGGAUGGCAGAGCAGCUGGAGAGAUGGAGAUGAGUUUGGGUAGUGAGAGGAAUUGUCAAAGCAGUGGAAGAAACAGAUAAUAGAGGAUUAGGAAAAGACAGUCUUGGUUUUCUGAGAUUCUGAGUUCGUUGUGUUUUUUUAUCUGAGAGGGUUAAGAUUAUGAGUGUACUUAAAAAUAUACUUGGACAUAAAUGGAAUGUGGCCUGAGACACGGAGAGCUUUGCUGCUUCAUGGUUGUUCAUGUCAAACCCUGGACAUAAUGAGCCUUUAAAUAAUCAUGAGAAAGAUGUAAAAAUACAGAAAGAAAAUGAGGGGUGUGUUUGUGAUUUUGCAGCAUUAAAGGCUCACUGUGAGAUUAACAUUUUAAACUCUUCCUCUGCUACUAUGAAAUCUGCAUAUAUUUUUUACUGGGAAUGGAAUUUAUAUGUGAUGUACUUGAUUCUGGAAGCUGGGGCAUUUUACACCUAAUUCUGUGGUGUUCACCAGGGAAAAAACAAUUGAUUGCCAGCUGCAUCUGAGAAAAAAAAAAUACAGGCUUUGGUAUAAGAAUGUACAGAUGUGAUGUAUGAGAAUGGGGCCAAAUAACCUGCCAGCUCUAUCAUAAUUUCUGAACCUGGAAGCUGUAAGCAGACGAUGUCAAUAUCAGAUGGCUCAGCUCAAUGCUGCAGAUGCAGCAGCUUCCAUGUCACACCUCCAGGGACAUAAAUCGUAUGUUGAUGACACAGGAACAAGGUGGUUUAUGGGCCUUAAAAUUUUUGUGGGUUUUGUUUGUUUCUAUCAGUCUUUUGUGGUAGUCGUAAAUGACUUCCCUGCUAGUACUUUCUCUGUAUUAUAUAUCUUUCUAGUUUUGAUGGUGUUUUUGUAAUCAAGGAGUUGACUUAACUGGAAAAAAAAUGCUGUUCACUUGCUUUCUUUGCCUUUUCAGAACAAAGGAGUUUGUAUGUCUUGGCAAACCACACUGUAUUUCUUUUAAAUGUAGCAAAUUAAUCAGAUGGGAGGGGUGGGGCAGGGUGUUAUGGUCUUUUCUAACUGGACUGUAAAUAAAAGCCACAAGAUCCAUGUCUGUUUUUACCUACACACGUAAGUAAGCGCACAAAAGAGGAGUUUCUCAGCAGCAACCCAGCCGAGGGGAAGCUGCAGUGUAAACUUCCCCCGUUGUUUUGCCUGUGCCCUCAGGGCCCUGGUAGGACAUGAUUGUCACCCAGACUGUGUGGAAAUGCUCAGGAACAGCAAGGUGUGGAGAUGAGGCUGCAGAGGAUCUAAGUCUGCAAAAGCUGGGGUAGGAAUAGCCACAAAGGGAUUUUGCUCAUUGAUUUCAUACAUUCAGUUGUUUCUCUUGCACUUUUUUUGUGGGGACAGACUGUAGUCUGAACAGAGAAAGCUGUCCCAGAAUUUUCCUUGGAAACUGUGAGAUGCUGUGGGAAACUUAGAAAAAAUAAUUAAAACAAUUAUUAUCUCUCUUUCUGUAACCAUUGUUUAUAGAUAUGGUUCUCCAGAGUGUGCUAUUCAUAGUUCACCAAUAGUGUGAGAAGCUUUUACUUAGAGACCAAUCAAGUCUCACCUUAGUGAGUCACAUUAUAAAACGACCUGCUACUUUCAUUAAACUGGUCUUCGGCCUUCUGAUUCAC